Molecule: messenger RNA, 1178 nt
Organism: Passer montanus (Eurasian tree sparrow)
Lineage: Eukaryota; Metazoa; Chordata; Aves; Passeriformes; Passeridae
Product: homeobox protein unc-4 homolog
Exons: 3
Coding region: 1-903 (300 amino acids)
Source: RefSeq, a predicted model, not a curated record
AUGUCAGAAAGUCCUCGCAGUCCAUCGCAGCUUUCCUACUUGGUGCGACAUCAAUCAGAGCCUAAACUUUUUGCAAACGAUGUCACGGGAGUUGCUGUGAGUGCUCCCGGCCCCGGGCACCAUUUGCCGCCCCAGCUCCCCCCCAGCGCGGGUCUCUGCUCGGGGGCCAGGGGCGAGGGUCGCGUCCCGCCGGGACUGCCGGGAGCGCCCGCGGCGGCGGCCGAGCAGCACCCGGAGCGGGAGGAGCCGCGCCCGGCGCCGCCCCGGGACCCCCCGAACGCUGCCGCCGGAGGCAGAGGCAGCGCCGCCCGCCGGGGCCGGCCCCGCUGGCCGCUCACCUUCACGGGUCGGGCCGCGCUGGCGUCCGCGCUGCAGCUGCCACCGCCGCCCUGGGCAUGUCCGGGAGCGCUCCGGGAAGCGCCGCUCGGGCCGGGCUCAGCCGCUCAGCCCCGCCGCUGCUGCCGCCGCCGCCUCGGCCGCUGCCAUCUUGUCCUGGCGGCUGCGAGGGAAGAGCCCCGGCUCAGCCCGCUCGACAGACCGGGCCUCCGCCUCAUCUUCCCGGGGAGGGACCCAACCCGCCCCCGGCCGCCCCGCGCUCCGCUCCUGCCCUCCCGCACCGCCCGGCCGAGGCUGCUGUGCGGCCGUCACCGCCCCCGGCAGCAGCUCGGCGGCGGAGCCUCCUCUGCGCCAGCUCCCCGGGAAGUCCUGGGAGGACAACUUGAGAUGCUCCUACCGCGAACUCCCCUCUCUGCGCCCCGGUCUGUCGCUACCUGGAGGAAGGCCACCUCGUGCUUCGUGGGGGCUCUGCGAGGAGCGCCGGUAAAACCCGCAGUAAUCCUCCGGUGCUGGCCAUCCCCAUCACCACACCCCGAACGCCCAAAUCCCUUCCAAAGGAGAAGGUGAUGCUCGAGAGCCGUUUAAUGAAUUGUUUUGACCCAGUGAAACACACCGUGUCCCCUGCUGGUAAUGAGACACUCGGCAGAAAGUGUCACAUGGCAGGGACAAUGGCAGCAGGCUGUCACUACAGCCACAAAGCCACCUCGGAGCAAUCUGUCCCCAGACAAUGCAGGGGAAGAUCAGGUAACACCUCUGAGCUCACUGCAUGUGUACUUGGUGCUGCUGCUUUGACCUGUAGCAUCUCCAGUUAAUGAGAAUUCUGGUAGUAAAUAUUUUAUAUU